Molecule: messenger RNA, 2593 nt
Organism: Condylura cristata (star-nosed mole)
Lineage: Eukaryota; Metazoa; Chordata; Mammalia; Eulipotyphla; Talpidae
Gene: GAS1
Product: growth arrest-specific 1
Exons: 1
Coding region: 356-1387 (343 amino acids)
Biological process (GO): negative regulation of mitotic cell cycle
Cellular component (GO): plasma membrane
Source: RefSeq, a predicted model, not a curated record
CCGCGGAUCUGCAGGCGGGGAGCAAAUGCACCCGCGGCGCCGCGCGGUCCCGCCGCCCCGCCGCGGCCCAGCGGCCCGCAGCCCCCUGGGGCGGCAGUGAUCCCUCCCGCCACCUCCGCGGACCGAUCGGCGGGGCUCUCCGCGGCUGUACGUUCCUAAGAAGCCCCCGCCACCCUGGCGACAGCCAGCUUUCUGCAGGCAGCGGGGCACCGGCCGGCGGCGCGCAUGGAUUUAUGAAAACACUCAUGCAAGAAGUUGGCAGGACCGGGGAAAACUUUUCCACUGGCUCAGAUUCCGCCGCUCUGCGCGCCUCGUCUCCUUUACCCUACUCGCCCGGCUGCCGCCGCUGCCCGCGAUGGUGGUCGGGCUGCUGGGCGGCGGCGGCGGAGCCCGCGGGGGGACGGGGCCGGGCCCUUGGCUGUGCCUGAUGGCGCUGCUGCAGCUGCUGGGCUCUGCGCCGCGGGGCUCGGGGCUGGCGCACGGCCGCCGCCUCAUCUGCUGGCAGGCGCUGCUGCAGUGCCAGGGGGAGCCGGAGUGCAGCUACGCUUACAACCAGUACGCCGAGGCGUGCGCGCCGGUGCUGGCCCAGCGCAGCGGGAGCGACACCCCGGGGGCCGCGGCAGCUGCCGCUUUCCCGGCCUCGGCCGCCUCCUUCUCGACGCGCUGGCGCUGCCCGAGCCACUGCAUCUCGGCGCUCAUUCAGCUCAACCACACGCGCCGCGGGCCCGCCCUGGAGGACUGUGACUGCGCGCAGGACGAAAACUGCAAGUCCACCAAGCGCGCCAUUGAGCCCUGCCUGCCGCGGACGAGCAGCGGGGGCGCGGGCGGCCCGGGCGCGGGCGGGGUCAUGGGCUGCACCGAGGCCCGGCGGCGCUGCGACCGCGACAGCCGCUGCAACUUGGCGCUCAACCGCUACCUGACCUACUGCGGCAAGCUCUUCAACGGGCUGAGGUGCACCGACGAGUGCCGCACGGUCAUCGAGGACAUGCUGGCCGUGCCCAAGGCGGCGCUGCUCAAUGACUGCGUCUGCGACGGCCUCGAGCGGCCCAUCUGCGAGUCGGUCAAAGAGAACAUGGCUCGCCUGUGUUUCGGUGCGGAGCUGGGCCAUGGCCCGGGCAGCAGCGGCUCAGACGGGGGCCUGGACGACUACUACGACGAAGAAUACGACGAGGAGCAGCGCGUCGGGGCGGGAGGCGAGCAGCCCCUGGACGACGACGACGGCGUCGCGCACCCGCCGCGCCCGGGCGGCGGCGCUGCGGCGGCGGGGGGCCGCGGAGACCUGCCUUAUGGGCCGGGGCGCAGAAGCAGCGCCGGCUGCCGCUCGACGCCCCAAGACUCUUGGACUCCGCUUGCCUCCAUCUUGCUGCUGCUCCCUCAGCUCUUUUAGCCCUCGCGUCCCCCGCCUUUGUUGGCGGGAGGACUCUUAACGGGGCACCUGUGGCUUGGGGACCGAGGGUGGCUGGGGAAACGUUUUCUGAGUAAACUGCCUGGUCUAGGCGGUCUUCUCACCUUGACGCUAGGCAACUUAGUAGUUUCCUCUCCCUAGCAUGACUUAUUGAACGUGCUCUCAGCCCCUAUUCCAGUCUCCGGAAUUCCCCAACUCGGCUGGUUGCCCAGCACCCCCUUAGCUAGAAUUCAGGACGUCCGGGAUGAAACGGUAUGGGGAUGCAGAAAUGUAGUGCUGGACUCUGAAGAGAACAUGCAGACUAUUGGGGCCUUAACAGUUAACAGGAACUGGGCAUGGAACGGGGUUUGAAGGUUCAUUCCACAUUUGCAAAAAGACUUUGUUAGCAUUUUUUUCCUGGGGGAUGAGUUGGGUGGGGUGGGGGUGUCCGGUAUCAUACGUCUUUUAUUGUGGCCAGUGAGGACAUUGCAAUCCUAAGUAAACGGAAAAGUCACACUUACCUAUACAUUACUUAGUCUUGGUAUCUGCGCCCAGAAGUCUCAGUUUGGGGCAUGAGUGGGAAGAGGUAAAAUAGUCAUUAGUUUUGGAUCACUUUGAGCCCUUGACCUUAAUUUCAUUGCCACCACUCUGAUCUCUUAGCACAUUUCCUAAUUGCACAUUUUUGAGGAUUAAGGGUCAAAAAUGCUAAUUUAAAGAGUUGCUGGUGUGUUGAAGAAUGCAACUCUGUAUUUAAAAGAGCUCUGCACUGCCACUAUGAAAGCCUUUUUAUGAUGUUUGUUUUGUUGUCAUUUUUGUUCUUUACAUCAAGAAAUUGUACAAAUAUGCAGAGAAAGUGUAUUACCUCUGCUUUUAUCAGGGUGCUAACUCCUGGUAUUUCAUAUAUAGAGAGUAUUAAAACUGGGGUUUGUUACCAGUUGCUGUACUUUGUAUAUAGAAUUUUUAUAAAUUGUAUGCUUCAGAUAUAAUUUAUUUUUAAAAAGAAAUUUAAAAAUUAUAUCCGCAUCCAUGUUACACUCCGUUUGUCACCAGGGAUUCAAACCCACAGUCCAUUGUGAAGUGUGCUCUACCUAGAAUAGUCUGAAAAUGUACAGUGUAUUUUAUAGAUUUGAAGUUAACAUUCUUAUUUUCAAGAGAAUUUAUGGACAUUGUAGAAAUGUAUAAUGCAUUUCCAAACCGCCUUAAACAUUG